This is a messenger RNA of Eurypyga helias (sunbittern), 843 nucleotides long. It is a transcript of the gene ALOX5AP, whose product is annotated as arachidonate 5-lipoxygenase-activating protein. Gene Ontology annotation, molecular function: leukotriene-C4 synthase activity; enzyme activator activity; glutathione transferase activity. Lineage: Eukaryota; Metazoa; Chordata; Aves; Eurypygiformes; Eurypygidae. The coding region runs from base 114 to 599 and encodes 161 amino acids. Gene Ontology annotation, biological process: leukotriene biosynthetic process. Gene Ontology annotation, cellular component: endoplasmic reticulum; nuclear envelope; membrane. The transcript has 5 exons. The record is from RefSeq and is a predicted model, not a curated record.
UAGGAAGUGUUUCAUGAUUCAAGAUAAGAAAGACCUUCACUUCCUCCUUCUGUACUUACAGGGCUGAACUGCCACUGAGGCUGCACCGUCCACCCCAACAGCCCUCUCGCAAAAUGGACCAGGAAGCCCUGGGAAGAGUUGUCCUGCUUGCCAUCGUCACCUUGAUAAGUGUUGUCCAGAAUGCAUUUUUUGCUAGCAAAGUGGAGCAUGAAAGCAAACACUGCAAUGGCAAGGGGUUCCAGCGGCCGGGAUCCUCCGCCUUUGACCGCGUCUACACUGCCAACCAGAACUGUGGACACGCGUACCCUACGUUUCUGGCUGUGAUGUGGUGUGCUGGCCUUCUCUGCAGCCAAGCUCCUGCCGCCUUUGCCGGCCUGAUGUACCUGUUUGUGAGGCAGAAGUACUUUGUGGGCUACCUCGGGGAAAGGACUCAGAGCACUCCCGGUUACUUGUUUGGAAAGCGCAUCAUUUUGUUCCUGUUCCUCAUGUCCGUGGCUGGAAUACUCAACUACUAUCUCAUCUUCUUUUUCGGAAGUGACUUUGAAAUGCACAUAAAAACGAUAACCAGCGCGAUCUCUCCAUUGCUGCUCAUCCCGUAGCUCCCUGCAGCACUGUGAGGGUCAGCGUGCUUAAUAUAUCCAUACCCAGAAGCAGCCAUAAUUCAACUGUUUAAGAAAUGAACCCAUAACCCUUUUAGAUUGCUGUAAAUCUCAUGCUUGAUGGGCUUUGUAGUUUGGUUUAACCUUGCUUUUUCCUUCAGGAAAAAGAUUUAUUGUGCGCACUUCGGCAUGCCCAAGGAAUGGUAACAACUUCCAGUUAAUUCUUUAAGGGUUUUAUUCCAUA